AUGAAACCCUUGGGCCACGUUAUCUCUGCAACAUCAAAUGAUGAGCAAUUCCCAGCAGAGAAUGUAUUGAAUAUAAAGGACAACAACUUCUGGCUAACUACGGGAAUAUUCCCGCAGUGCUUGAUAAUCUCGCUGGACUCUAAAACGAUAUUGAAUUCCCUCAAACUAGUUUCUGCCUGUAUUAAGUCCUUUACGGUUGAGACCGCCCCUGAUGACACGGCCAACUAUCAGACAACUGUAGAAAUGAACGUCGAUAGCGGUAACAAUCAAGUUCAAAUUACGAAAUGCCCUCUGAAUGGAGCCUUAUGCAAGCAGAUAAAGUUAUCAAUUCUAAGCGCGUAUGACCAUUUCGCCGCUGUGUACAAAAUUAUUUUCGAACAAAACUAA
Molecule: messenger RNA, 387 nt
Organism: Echinococcus granulosus
Lineage: Eukaryota; Metazoa; Platyhelminthes; Cestoda; Cyclophyllidea; Taeniidae
Product: Heat shock protein beta-11
Exons: 2
Coding region: 1-387 (128 amino acids)
Biological process (GO): intraciliary transport
Cellular component (GO): cilium; intraciliary transport particle B; centrosome
Source: RefSeq, a predicted model, not a curated record